This is a messenger RNA of Portunus trituberculatus (swimming crab), 3011 nucleotides long. RefSeq names its product general transcription and DNA repair factor IIH helicase subunit XPD-like (gene Xpd). Gene Ontology annotation, biological process: transcription by RNA polymerase II; nucleotide-excision repair; positive regulation of mitotic recombination. Gene Ontology annotation, cellular component: nucleus. The record is from RefSeq and is a predicted model, not a curated record. Gene Ontology annotation, molecular function: damaged DNA binding; hydrolase activity, acting on acid anhydrides, in phosphorus-containing anhydrides; ATP binding. Lineage: Eukaryota; Metazoa; Arthropoda; Malacostraca; Decapoda; Portunidae.
AAUUAGAAGAGUGGUGAGGUAAACAAGACAAGCAAAGGAGGAAUCAGCAACAGGAGACGCAAAAUAAAGAAAAUAAAUCCAGAAAAACGAUUAAAUAACGAAAGAAAACGAAGAAAAGAGACAGAAGAACAAGAAAACAAGAAGAGGACGCUGGAAACAAGAGAACAGCGGCCACAGGAAGAGGAAGAAGAGGAGAAGGCAGUGGAAAAACGUGCCGGUUGAAAUUUUUUUUUAUAAAUUUCCCUUAAUAUUUCCCGGCGCGUGGUGUGUGUCAGGUGGUGAGUGUGUGAGGAUGCACGCACGCACACACACGCCACGCACGCCUUCUUGACCCCGCAGGACACACGCAACCAGGCAAAAUGAUUCUGGACGUUGAUGGAAUGCGCGUGUUCUUCCCCUACGACUUCAUCUACCCUGAGCAGUACUCCUAUAUGCUGGACCUGAAGAGAGCCCUCGAUGCCAAGGGACACUGCCUGCUGGAGAUGCCCUCAGGGACCGGGAAGACCAUCUCCCUGCUGUCCCUCACUGUGUCCUACCUCCUCGCCUUCCCUCAGACCCUCAACAAGCUCAUCUACUGCUCAAGAACCAUUCCCGAGAUUGAAAAGGUAAUAGAGGAACUGCGCAAACUGAAGGUGUACAUUGAGAAGGAGACAGGAGAGGCAUCGAACAUCGUCGGAGUUGGCUUGGCUUCUCGUAAACACCUGUGCAUUAAUCCUGAGGUAAACAAGGCACGCGAUUCCAAGGUGAUAGACAGCGGCUGCCACGCCCUCACCGCCUCCUACGUGCGGUCCCGAGCCCAGCGAGACGACACCAUACCUCAAUGUGAGUUCUUUGAAAAAUUUGACCUCCACGGACGAGAAUUCCCACUCCCGUCCGGCUGCUACAAUUUUGAUGACCUUCGGGAGUUCGGACACCAGAAGGGAUGGUGUCCAUACUUCCUGGCCAGACAUGCGGUGGUGGCAGCCAACGUGGUGGUGUACAGUUACCAUUACCUCCUGGACCCCAAGAUUUCCGAGAUCGUGUCCAAGGAGAUGAAGAAAGAGGCGUGUGUGGUGUUUGACGAGGCUCACAACAUUGACAACAUUUGUGUCGACUCCAUGAGCAUAAACAUUAACCGCAAAAUUCUGGACAAGGCCAAGACAGCCAUCACACACCUCAGUGAACACAUACAGAGGGUGAAGAUGUCAGACAGCAACAGACUGCAGGAGGAGUACAACAGGCUGGUGGCGGGGCUGAAGCAGGCGGCAUCACAGCAGGACCUGAUCGCCAACCCUGUCCUGCCUAAAGACAUUUUGGAAGAUAACAUACCAGGGAACAUCCGCAUGGCCGACUACUUCAUCUCCUUCAUCCGUCGCCUGGUGGAUUUCCUCAAGAUGCGCCUCACAGUCACCCACGCAGUGCAGGAGUCACCCGCUGGUUUCCUGAAGGACAUCCGUGCUAGGGCUUUCAUUGAUCGCAAGCCCUUGAGGUUCUGUUCCGAGCGUUUGGCGUCGAUCGUUCGCUCCUUAGAAUUGACAGACGUGAGUGAUCUUGCCCCCCUCGUCGCUGUGGCCAACUUUGCAACUCUGGUGUCCACAUACCUUCAAGGAUUUGCCAUCAUCAUUGAGCCAUUCGAGGAUAAGGCGCCAAACAUUCCCAACCCUAUUUUGGCGCCAAACAUUCCCAACCCUAUUUUGUACUUAAGAUGCCUCGACUCCUCCAUCGCCAUCAAGCCAGUGUUUACAAAGUUCCAGACCGUCGUCAUCACCUCCGGAACACUUUCCCCGCUGGAUAUGUACCCCAAGAUUCUGGACUUCCAUCCUGUCAUCCAGAGCUCCUUCACCAUGACCCUCGCCAGACCCUGCAUCCUGCCCAUGAUUGUGACCAAGGGGAACGACCAGGUGUCCAUCUCCUCUAAGUUUGAGUCUCGCGAUGAUCCGGCUGUGGUGAGGAAUUAUGGAAAGCUGCUGGUGGAGAUGGCGCGGUGUGUGCCUGACGGCAUGGUGUGUUUCUUCACCUCAUACCUGUACCUGGAGAAUGUAGUGGCUACCUGGUACGAUCACGGCAUCAUCAGUGACUUGCAGAGACACAAGCUGGUGUUCAUUGAGACACAGGAUGACGCAGAGACCUCCCUCGCUCUUAUUAAUUACAUGAAGGCGUGUGACAGAGGGCGUGGCGGGCUGCUGCUGGCGGUGGCGCGGGGGAAGGUGUCUGAGGGUAUUGAUUUUGACCACCACUACGGGCGCUGUGUCAUCAUGAUGGGCAUCCCCUUCAUGUACACACAGAGCAGGAUUCUCAAGGCCAGGCUGGAGUACCUCAGGGAUCAGUUCAAUAUCCGAGAGAACGACUUCCUGACAUUUGACGCAAUGAGACACGCGGCGCAGUGUGUGGGGCGUGUCAUGCGUGAGACUGACUACGGAAUCAUGCUCUUCGCUGACCAGCGCUUCUCACGGUCAGACAAGAAGAGCAAACUGCCUCGCUGGAUCCAGGAGUACUUGAUGGACAGCAAGUGUAAUCUGUCCACUGAGGAGGCUGUGCAGCUAACCCGGCCUUGGCUGAGACAGAUGGCCCAGCCCUUCACUCGGGACGACCAGCUGGGGGUGUCGCUGCUGACCCUGGAGCAGCUCAACUCAGCCGACAGCAUUGCCCAGGUGCAGCGGCGGGCACAGAUCACACUGUAGGGUUCGGUGGCGCUGGAGGUGGACCUUUUCUGUGGCAGUAAGGGUGAUGCAUUCUACCAGCUGGGGGAUGUCACUGCUGACCCUGGACCAACUCGUCUCAGCCAACAGCAUUGCCCUGGUCACACUGUAGGAUUUGGUGGCACUGGAGCUGGACCCUUUCUACGGCAGUAAGGGUGACAUGUUCUAUCAGGGAGUGCCAGUGUUGUUGCUGCCACCACCACUCCUGUCAGCCUGGAAAGUGUCAGCAGCAUCACCACCACCACCACCACACCACCUGCCUUCAGUCCUGGCCUGUCCACCACAACUCAGCAGGUUUUGUACUACAUGCUAAAUAAACAAUGCCAUCUUUAA